Malus domestica (apple) is the source of this 342-nucleotide messenger RNA. RefSeq names its product putative glycine-rich cell wall structural protein 1. The record is from RefSeq and is a predicted model, not a curated record. Lineage: Eukaryota; Viridiplantae; Streptophyta; Magnoliopsida; Rosales; Rosaceae.
AUGGUGACAGUGGUGGUGAUGGUGUGGUGGCAAUGGUAUGGGUAUGGUGGUAGUUUCAGUAGUGGUUUGUGUUGGUUUGCGUGCAGAAGUAACAACGGUGGUAAGGGCAAUGGUAAGAGCGGUGGUGGCAGUUGUGAUUGUGGUGGCAGCGGCAACAAUAGUGGUGGCGGUGGUUAUUGUAGCGGUUAUGGUUGUGGUGGUGGUGGUGGCGAUGGUACCGGUGGUGAUGACAAUUGUUUUGGUGAUGUUGGUGGUGGUGGCAACAAUGACGGUGGUAAUGGCGGUGAUGGUGUAAUGACACUUAUUCUUGAUAAAAACAGUAAUGGACGGCUUUUGGAGUGA